UUCAGACUCUCACGGCCUAAGGUCUCGGAAAAAGUCCUGGAGGAUCUGGAGGAGAAGAUAAAGUCUACCUUGGAGAAAUGGAAGGACGUCGUGACGCUGCCCUCGAGGGAAUGCUUCUCUUCGCCGAGGACCAAUCCAGCUGGAGUUCCGAGUCCGAGAAUCGAAGGCAUAGGGAAGGAACCAGUGACGAGAAAAUGAACGUUUGAAUAUCUAGGUGUGUUCCACGUUGGACUGUCGAUAAAACCACGGCUAGGAGGACGGAGACGACAGGGCGGUGUUAUGUUAGUAACACGCAGUCACCCUCUUCGAGGGCGCAUCCUACUCGCCCUCUUCAUCUUAAUCGGAAGCUUCGCUUUGCCGUCCCGAGCGGCCGCUUUCCCGGAUUGGACGGACUGCCCCGCGGUGUGUCGAUGCAAAUGGACGUCGGGGAAGAAAUCGGCCCUCUGUCCGGAUGCCGGGUUGACGUCUCUUCCGGCCUCCCUCGACCCGAACAUGCAGAUCCUCGACCUGUCAGGUAACAAGAUUCCGGCCCUGCAGGCGGAGAUCUUCAAACGAGCCGGGCUGCUGAACCUCCAAAGAGUCUUCCUGAGGAACGCCGGGAUCCACGAGAUCCACGUGGACGCGUUCAAGGAGAUGCGCAUCUUGGUGGAGGUCGACAUGUCGGACAAUCACGUAACCAGCCUCAAUCCGGAGACGUUCUUCGGCAACGAGAGACUGAGGAUACUGAUACUGAGCGGCAACCCCCUAGGCGUGGUGCAGCGUCACCAGUUCCCGGUUCUCCAGCACCUGAGGAACCUCGAGCUGCAGCGGUGUUCCCUGACCAGGAUACACGCCCAGGCGUUCGCCAGAUUGCUGGGCCUGGAGUCGCUCAGGCUGGAUGGGAAUCAGUUGGAGUAUCUGGACGCCGCGGUCAUCUCCAGCCUGUCGCACCUGAAGACCCUGACCCUGGACGGGAACCGGUGGAGCUGCGACUGUCGCCUGAGGAGCUUCAGAACGUGGUUGAUUCCCAGCGUCCCGAGCAAGCUCUACUCGGUCUCGCAGAUGUGCGCGUCGCCGCCACGGCUGGAGGGUCGCCGUUGGGAGGACGUCAAGCCCUCGGAGUUCGCCUGCGAGCCCAAGGUGUCGGUCCUGGCGAGCAGCCUCCAGGAGGAGACCAACGGCGUCUUCGGCCUGGCCUGCAUGACCACGGGGGACCCGGAACCGGAGAUCUCGUGGCAGCUGAACGGCGGACCGGUUAACCUGACCCGACCGGAUCAACCCUACGGAGCCUUCGCCACUUCCGGGGAGGUCUACGGGGAUAUCUACGGCGUUACCCAGGUGACCGAACGGUGGAACAACCUGACGGUCUACAACGCCAGCGACAACGACGCGGGGGAGUACACCUGCUUCGCCCGGAACGUCGCCGGCCAGGCCGCGGACAGCGUCAACAUCGUGAUUCCGCGCGUCUUCACCGCGCCGACCCUCUCGCAGGCGGAUAACUGGCUGCUCUGGGUGAGCCUGGCUGGCGGCGGCGCCGCGGCGCUUUGCGCCUCCGUCUCCGCGGCCCUCCUGGCCAUGUGUCUCUGCGGAGGAUCCCGGCGCAAGCGCAGGCGUGAAAAGGUCAAGCUGCAGGGCAGCACCAGCUUUGGCGACCAGGAGAAGAAGCUGCUGGACCUCUCAGUGACCACGACUAUGGGUGCCAGCGGGACGACCGGCACCAGCGGCCACGGGAGCCUCGUCGAGGCCUGCAGCCCCGGCGACCUGGAGCUGGCCGAAAGGGGCUCCAUCUGCGACCCCAUGGCCGCGGCCAACGUCACCGUCGAGAGGCACAGACUGGACGGGGGCAUCAACGCCAUCCGCGCCCUGCCCUGCACGGUCUUCCCGCCUCCGCCGCCCGAGUUCACCAGCGGCGUCCUGCCCGCCGGUAUCUUCGGCAACAUCUUCAUCUCCGUCUCCAUGCCGCAGGACUCCGAGCGCUGCUACCCGGACCUCCUCGACAUCCCCGUCCACGCCAACAUGGCGGACAAGCCUGCGACCGUGGCCUCGGUCCCGGCGUCCUCGGUCAUCUCGGGGUUCGCCACCCUCCCGAGACGCCCGACGCGCCCCGCCGACCUGGGCUCGCUCUACGACAACAUGGGCCCCAGGGUCACGGCCACCGGGAGCUCGACCUUCUCCCUGACCGACGCGGAGCUCCGCUUCUCGCCGCCCCCGCCCCCGAGGGUCAUCCAGCCGCCCCUGGAGUUCGUCUCCCUCUAAUGCCGCUACCCCGUCUGUCCGUCUGUCUGCCGCUUGACUGCCCGGCUGCCUGCUUGCCCGAGAGAGAAUGCGAGAGUGCCUGCGUCCGCGGUCCCCCCUUAGACGCUGCGACGAGAU
Molecule: messenger RNA, 2352 nt
Organism: Orussus abietinus
Lineage: Eukaryota; Metazoa; Arthropoda; Insecta; Hymenoptera; Orussidae
Product: leucine-rich repeat-containing protein 24
Exons: 2
Coding region: 280-2235 (651 amino acids)
Molecular function (GO): protein binding
Source: RefSeq, a predicted model, not a curated record